Messenger RNA from Amorphotheca resinae ATCC 22711, 1011 nucleotides. RefSeq lists its product as hypothetical. The coding region runs from base 1 to 1011 and encodes 336 amino acids. The record is from RefSeq and is a predicted model, not a curated record. Gene Ontology annotation, cellular component: cytosol; cytoplasm. Gene Ontology annotation, biological process: fructose metabolic process; gluconeogenesis; sucrose biosynthetic process. The transcript has 3 exons. Lineage: Eukaryota; Fungi; Ascomycota; Leotiomycetes; Helotiales; Amorphothecaceae. Gene Ontology annotation, molecular function: fructose 1,6-bisphosphate 1-phosphatase activity.
AUGGAGAGGGUCAACACAGAGAUUGUGACUCUCACAAGAUUCCUGACAGAAGAGCAAGCAAAACACAAGGAGGCAACAGGAGACUUCACAUUACUUUGCCAUGCCCUCCAAUUCUCCUUCAAGUCCAUAGCCUACUACAUCCGACGAGCCACCCUCAUCAACCUCACGGGUCUCGCAGGCUCAAGCAACAUCACCGGUGACGAUCAAAAGAAGCUCGAUGUCAUUGGGAACGACAUCUUCAUCGCCGCCAUGCGGUCGUCCGGAAAAUGUGCUGUCUUAGUUUCCGAAGAGGAAGAGAAUGCCAUUCUCUUUUCCGAGCACGAGGGCGCCCGUUAUGCAGUAGCGUGCGAUCCUAUUGAUGGUUCCUCCAACUUAGAUGCCGGUGUAUCGGUUGGCACGAUUUUCGGAAUUCACAAGCUGGCAGAGGGAUCAAAGGGCACAAAGGAGGAUUUGUUGAAGCCUGGAACCGAGCUGAUUGCUGCUGGUUUCACCAUGUAUGGUGCUUCGGCCCAGCUGGUUAUUACGAUGAAGGAGGGAACUGUCAAUGGCUUUACGAUGGAUACUUCUCUUGGAGAAUUCAUUCUUACCCACCCGGAUAUGAGAAUUCCAAAGAAGCGAGCUAUCUACUCGGUCAACGAGGGUAACUCGCAUUACUGGGCCGAUGAAACAAAGGCGUACUUCGAGUCCUUGAAGAAUCCCGAGCUGAACGGUGGCAAACCCUACAGCGCCAGAUAUAUCGGAAGUAUGGUUGCAGACGCCUACCGAACACUUCUGUACGGUGGUGUUUUCGCGUACCCAGCAGACAAGAAGAGUCCUAAGGGCAAGCUUCGAAUCCUGUACGAGUGUGCCCCAAUGGCCAUGGUGUUUGAGAAUGCCGGCGGUCAAGCGCUUAACAGCCGUAUGGAGCGAAUGAUGGAGGUUGUGCCUGAGAGCAUCCAUGACAAAUCCGGUAUUUUCAUGGGCAGCUACGACGAGAUCGAGAAGGUCAAGUCUUUCCACAAGUCUAAGUAG